AUGGAGGACCUCUACUUCUCCAUAACAACUCUCUCCUUCAUCCUUCUCCUUAUUUCUCUACUCAUCAUCAUCAAAAACAAUCAUAAUAACAAGGAAAACCCUAACCCUAAUCCACCAAGCCCUCCUGGUCUCCCUUUCAUUGGCCACCUUCAUCUUCUCAAACAUCCCAUCCACCGAACACUAGCCCAUCUCUCUGACCUCCAUGGCCCCAUCCUUCUCCUCCGCUUCGGUUCCCGCCCUGUUCUCCUCGUCUCCUCCUACUCCGGCGCCGACGAGUGCUUAACCGUCAACGACCUCACCUUUGCCAACCGUCCCCGUUUCCUCUCCGGCAAGCAUCUCGGCUACAACUACCGGACACUAGUCUUGGCCUCCUACGGUCCUCUCUGGCGCAACCUCCGCCGGAUCACCACCCUCGAAGUCCUCUCCACCACCCGGAUCCUCUCCUCCUCCUACAUCCGUUCCGACGAGGUCCUCUCCCUAGUCAAAACCCUCCUCAGUGAAUACACCGGCCCUGGCUUCCACUUCACUGAGCUUGAGACCAAGUUCUUUGGCCUCGCUUGCAAUAUCAUCAUGAGGAUGAUAGCCAACAAGAGGUACUACGGCGACGGCCAUGAGAGCUCGUCGGAGGCCGCGAAGGAGUUCAAGGAGGUCACCAGUGACACACUCGUCCUCUCUGGUAUGUCCAACACCGCUGACUUUCUUCCGGUGGUUCGGUGGUUUGGCAUUGGAGGCCAUGAGAGGGAGUUGAAGAGAUUGAUGAAGAGAAAGAACAAGUUUUCUCAAGGCCUCAUUGACGAGCACAGGAUGAAGAAGGAAUCCGAAUCCCAAAGCGUGGAGAGCUCACCGACGGUCAUCGACCUCCUCCUCUCCAUGCAAGAACGUGACCCGGAGCACUAUGACGAUGACAUGAUCAAGGGUUUCAUUGAUUUAAUGAUGGUAGCGGGGACGGACACGUCAGCAGCAACUACAGAAUGGACAAUGUCUCUUUUGCUAAAUAAUCCAGAAACACUGGGAAAACUAAGAGCUGAGAUUGAUGCAAAUGUAAGUCAAGAGGGGCCAUUGUUACAAGAAGCUGAUUUCCCAAAGCUUCCAUAUUUGCAUGCAGUGAUAAAUGAGUCACUGAGAAUGUAUCCAGCUGGGCCAUUACUACUUCCCCAUGAAUCAUCUCAAGAUUGUACUGUGGGUGGGUUUAAUGUCCCUAGUGGAACAAUGUUGCUAGUGAAUGCAUGGAAGAUACAUAGAGAUCCAGAGUUGUGGGAGGAGCCAGAGAAGUUUAAGCCUGAGAGGUUUCUUAGAACAAAUAAUGAUCAGAAGAGUAGUACUGAUGAGGUUGUCAAAGAAGGGUUGAAGAUGAUGCCGUUUGGGAUGGGAAGGCGAAGGUGUCCCGGUGAAGGGCUGGCGAUGAAGGUGGUGCCGUUGGUGGUCGGGACUCUGGUGCAAUGUUUUAAAUGGGAGAGAGUUGGAGAAGAAGAGGUGGAUAUGAGUGAAGGAACUGGGUUGAGCUUGCCCAAGGCUAAGCCUUUGGAAGCCAUGUUUAUGCCAAGGGAAUGUUUUGCUAGUCUUCUCAAUAAGCUUUGA
Molecule: messenger RNA, 1578 nt
Organism: Dioscorea cayenensis subsp. rotundata (Guinea yam)
Lineage: Eukaryota; Viridiplantae; Streptophyta; Magnoliopsida; Dioscoreales; Dioscoreaceae
Product: cytochrome P450 81Q32-like
Exons: 3
Coding region: 1-1578 (525 amino acids)
Molecular function (GO): iron ion binding; oxidoreductase activity, acting on paired donors, with incorporation or reduction of molecular oxygen; heme binding
Source: RefSeq, a predicted model, not a curated record